This is a messenger RNA of Dermacentor silvarum, 2873 nucleotides long. Its product is annotated as E3 ubiquitin-protein ligase RNF220-like. NCBI's taxonomy places the organism in Eukaryota, Metazoa, Arthropoda, Arachnida, Ixodida, Ixodidae. Gene Ontology annotation, molecular function: ubiquitin protein ligase activity. The coding region runs from base 1 to 1575 and encodes 524 amino acids. The record is from RefSeq and is a predicted model, not a curated record. The transcript has 14 exons. Gene Ontology annotation, biological process: protein ubiquitination.
AUGGACGCAUCGUCGGGCUUGGUCAGCCCCAUGUCACUCAAGUUCGCCCAGGGUGCCGGCGGGGGCCUGGACGAUGGCGGGCCGCCGUCCCCGUUCCUGAUGGGCGGAGUGCCUUCCAGUCCCUCGCCCGACGACAAGGGCCGCUCGGCGGGCGUCGGCGGCACCACGACCGGAGGCGUGGGUCCCCUGCUGCCCACGGCACAGCCCGCCGGUUUCCCCCUGCUCGGUGGCAAGCAGCCCGGCGGCUUCCCCCUGUCCCUGCUGUACGGGCAGCCCUCGUCGUACCUGCUCGUGGGAUCGGCGCCCUUCAUGCCGCUGCCGCCGCAGGGGGACCUCUCGCGGGGGCUGCUGUUCCCGCCCCUGCACGCGGGAUUCGACCCACUCGCCAAGGUACUCCAGGCCGAGCGCAUGGCGUCGUGCCUCGACCUGGCGGCCCGCUCGUACGCGCACCAGCAAGCCGCGGCCGCCCACCAGCGAGCCGGAGCCAACAAGGGCGGCUCGUCCCCGCACGACGUGAGGAACUCUUUGCUGGGCGCCCCGACGUUGCCCUUUCCCCCGGGACUCCACGACCGGUGGCGGUCUCCGCACCACGUGUCGGACCUGCUGUCCUCGUCCGGAGACAACGCGGCGUCUCCGCCAUCGCCCUUCGGAACGGACCGCAGCGGCUCGCCCGCCAAGGGGCUGGACCUCAAGAGGACGGACCACCUGAGCGGCCCCCUCGGUUCUCCGAAGUGGACACUGGGCCAGGCGACCAGCUGUCCCGUUUGUGGGAUCACGUUGGCGCAAGCGCAGAUGGCCGACCACUUCCAGCUCGAGAUGGACAAGCUCGCAGACUUCUACAGUUGUCGCCGGUGGGUCGACCGGACACACGAGGACAGCUUGCCACUGCAACCGGAACCCCAAUCUGCCUGUCGGACAGCCUACGAGGCCGGCAAGCGAUCGCCCCUGUCUCGGUGGGAGACCUACCUCAAGGUCCGCGGUAACCGUCACCAGCGACUGAAUGCGCUGUGUGGUCGCCGUCGUCGAGCCGAGCUCCCGCUGGACCUACAGUCGGCGGACUGCGGUUCUCCACCGGGUACGCCGAGGAGUCGAGGUCCACCUCCGCCGCUCAAGGUCGAGCUGUCGGAUGCCUCCUACGAGUCAGCCGAGCGUUGCCGAUCGGGAUCUCCGGGAGGAGGAGGAGGCAAGGAUCCCCAGUCGCCGUCGGGAGUUCGGGAUCGAACGGGGAGUGCCGACGGGACCACCGAAUCUCGAGGCGGCGGCGGCGAGCAGUCGUCCGCAGGGCGCGACGGGUCCCCUUCGUCGUCGGGCGCGGGAGCCGGUGUCGGAAGCAGUAGCGAAACGCCCUGCACUGAAGAUGGUCAAGCGGCCGAUGAGAGAAGCGCAAGUGCGGACGAAACAGUCAGGUGGAAGUGCGUCAUUUGCUCGGGUCCGUACACAACUCCGUUGGUCUCCGUAUGUUGUUGGCACGUCCACUGCGAACGCUGCUGGCUUCAGACUCUGGGUGCGAAGAGGCUCUGCCCGCAGUGCGACGCGGUCACGUGCCCGUCCGACCUGCGCAAGAUCCACCUCUAGGGGGCGCCACGUACCACGCUCCGCUUCCCUCUCGUCUCCGACGGGCCGGGCAUCGACGCGUCCACGUGAAGCGCCAUCCUUCGUACGUCACCGGCGCGGAGACGGCCGCCGGCCAAUGAGCGAGCUUGGCGUCUCUCAACGACGAAGUGCAAUGGUUCUUGCCGCGACGCAGCCGUGGGUCUCACUGCGGGCUGUUCGCGGCAUCAGAGCGAGAUUUAGUCACAAUGGAGAGAUGUCGGGUGUUCUGCGCACCGAGAAGUGGCGAUUCAAGACGCGUGGUUGGCUUCUCGACUUCACUGCGGAUCUGCGCAUCAGUUGUCCAGGAGGUAGAGACAGCUUGCCUGGGCUCAAAGAUAGCUCACGAUUGUUACCGUCUGUCCAGAAAAAGAAUAUGACUGCCCAGAUAACACGUAAUCCUGUUUGCACGGAAUUGUUGCGAUUGCGGGAGCAGCGAUCUUCCCGAUACACCGCGGAUGCAGAUUCUGCGAUGAAAUCUUCUUCCUCGUUUUGAAUCCUUUAUUGCCGACAAAGCUUCCAGGCAGUCAAAGAUACUUGCUACUGCGUGGCGUAGUAGCUUAAAGGUCGGAUUCCGUAUUUACGAAAAUUUGAAGCUUGUAUGUUGCGUUGUGCGGUCUCGGGACUUGCUAACGCGAAGAAACCGUAAAGUGCAUUACAAGAAUCUCGCGGAUACCCAAGGAAUCCUCUUAAGAAACGAUGCGAAUAAUUUAAAGCUCGCUGUAGGAACAGCAGGAGCUUUCGUUUAUUCUAUACUACCUUUGCCUUCUGAUUAUCUUUUGUACGAAGCAAGGGGAAUUCGUACAUAUUCAGAAUUAAUUCGUUAAUGAAAACUGUCCAGCAAGUCCGAGAAAGGACACGACCCGUCAGGACCAUCGCCAACUUACCUGUGCGCAGAAGAACCCGACGAACAUUUUAGCGUUGGACAAGGAGCUGCUAGAUGGCGGGCGUUGCGAAAAGAAGGGGGUUUGUCACGUGACCCCCCCGUUUGCAGACUCCUUUGUACUUCUCCUUUACUGAGGACACUCCACUUCCCUCACCUCACUUCCGGUGUCAGUGCGCGCGCGCUCUUGUUGUACAUAGUGCGGAUGUGCUCCGCGACUCUACCCCCUUCCCCUCCCCCCUUGUUUCUGUUUCCCCUCGCCCCCACCACCAUUCCCGAGGAAAAUACUUCACCCGCUAGUUCUACCUGUACUGUUUUCCAAGCCUUCCCUCCAGCGGUCACUGUUUGUCACACGUUGAGUUAUUUAAAAGUGCGCCAGCGAAACGUUGGCAAAGGCGCC